Molecule: messenger RNA, 1489 nt
Organism: Euleptes europaea (tarantolino)
Lineage: Eukaryota; Metazoa; Chordata; Lepidosauria; Squamata; Sphaerodactylidae
Gene: DPP7
Product: dipeptidyl peptidase 7
Exons: 13
Coding region: 2-1489 (495 amino acids)
Biological process (GO): proteolysis
Cellular component (GO): vesicle
Molecular function (GO): dipeptidyl-peptidase activity; serine-type exopeptidase activity
Source: RefSeq, a predicted model, not a curated record
CAUGGAGACGCGGCUCGCGGCCUUUGCUCUGCUGCUGAGCUUGGCCGGGAGGGCGCGAACAGUUUACAGAACACCCCAGGUGGACUUUGAAGAGAAAUAUUUUGAGCAGUGGCUGGAUCACUUCAAUUUUGAAACAUAUGGCAACAGAACCUUUGCGCAGAGAUACCUCAUCACAGAUAAAUUCUGGGAAAGGGGAGUGGGCCCCAUCUUUUUCUACACGGGCAAUGAAGGAGACAUCUGGGACUUUGCUCAGAAUAGUGGCUUCAUCCUGGAGCUGGCCGAGCAGCAAAAUGCCUUGGUGGUCUUUGCAGAGCACAGAUAUUAUGGGAAGUCACUUCCAUUUGGGGCGGCAUCUCUACAGCAGGAACAUAUUGGUCUGUUGAGCAUGGAGCAAGCCCUUGCCGACUAUGCAGUGCUCAUUAUGGAUCUGAAGAAGCAGUGUGGACCAAGGGACUCUCCUGUCAUUGCUUUUGGAGGAAGUUACGGAGGGAUGCUCAGUGCGUACAUGAGAAUGAAAUAUCCUCACGUAGUGGCCGGGGCGCUUGCGGCCAGUGCCCCUGUGCUGUCUGUGGCCGGACUUGGAGACUCCAACCAGUUCUUCAAGGAUGUCACAGCGGAUUUUCAGAACUACAGUCCGUAUUGCGUCAAGGCUGUGCAAGAAGCGUUCUUGCAGAUCAAAGACUCCUAUCUAGCUGGAGCAUAUGAUAGAAUCAGCAGUAAGAUGUCCAUUUGUGAGAAGCUUUCUUCAAAGGAAGAUGUCUACCAGCUGUUUGAAUUUGCCCGGAAUGCCUUCACCAUGAUGGCUAUGAUGGACUACCCUUACAAGACUGACUUCAUGGGCCACUUGCCAGCAAAUCCAGUCCAGGUUGGCUGUGAACUGAUUCUGGCAAACCAGGACCGGAUGAGAGGGUUGGCAGCUCUUAUUGGAGUGUUCUACAACUCAACCAGGCAGGUGCCCUGCUUUGACAUUUACAAGCUGUACCAGAAAUGUGCAGAUCCAACUGGCUGCGGCACAGGCUCAGAUGCCAAAGCGUGGGACUAUCAGGCCUGCACAGAGAUCAACUUGACAUUUGACAGCAACAACAUGACGGACAUGUUCCCAGAGAUUCCCUUCACUGAUGCUGCCAGAGAACAGUACUGCUUCAGCAUGUGGGGUGUGCGCCCCCGGCCGUUGUGGCUACAGACCCAUUUUUGGGGCAGUGAUCUGGCUGCUGCAAGCAACAUUAUCUUCUCAAAUGGAGACUUGGAUCCCUGGGCAGGUGGUGGGAUUAGAAAGAACCUGAGCGCCUCGCUGAUCGCCAUAACCGUUAAGGGAGGUGCUCAUCACCUGGAUCUCCGGGCAUCCAACCCAGCUGACCCACCAUCUGCCAGAGAGGCUCGCAGUCAGGAAGCAAGCAUCAUCCGUGAGUGGGUGAGACUGGCAAAGGAAAGAACCAGUCUCCAACCGCUCUUUAUCUGGAGUAAUCAAGGCAAUAUUCAGGGGCUAUAA